AUGCGUAUUCCAAACUUCAUGAUUUUCCUCUCGGCAACUGCCGCAGCAACCACUUGCCCGCCGUUUCCACCAUCGGUCAUUGAGUACUCGUCUCAAUUUCGGCAGCCAAAGCCUCCGAUGGUCAAGCCCGAAUUCCAAACGCAUUUUGUCCAGCAUAAGUGGAACCAGAACCUGUCCCACAUCCAAAUUGGCUACAUGUACAACUCGCCCAGCAGAAAACUUGUCCGCGUCGAUGAGACUUUUGAAGAUGGCCUCGCCUCGUCUACAUUUGACUUUGCCAAUAUCACAAACGAUGGUCUCGUUGACAACAAGCUCACAUCAGUCUUCAAAGAUUUUGGGCACCCCGACGUCUUUCGGGGAUACGUCAACACGAACUACCCCUUGAUUGCAGCGGAUUUUCUCGUCAAAGGCAACGCCGUUUUUGCGGGAUUAGUUGAGAGACAGCUUCUUUCAGGACAAGUCGCUUCGUGGAGCAUCUUAUACCAAGGUACCAUCCCAGUGACAGUCUUUGUGGAUGGGUGUAAUGUUGUACAGGGCUAUGACUAUUUCUAUCCUGUGGAGAGAACCAGGGUGACUACUUCAUUUUUCAACACCCGUGUUGGAAAGGUUGAUAUCUAA
Molecule: messenger RNA, 618 nt
Organism: Pochonia chlamydosporia 170
Lineage: Eukaryota; Fungi; Ascomycota; Sordariomycetes; Hypocreales; Clavicipitaceae
Exons: 3
Coding region: 1-618 (205 amino acids)
Source: RefSeq, a predicted model, not a curated record